Molecule: messenger RNA, 477 nt
Organism: Fraxinus pennsylvanica
Lineage: Eukaryota; Viridiplantae; Streptophyta; Magnoliopsida; Lamiales; Oleaceae
Source: the annotation of a GenBank genome assembly
AUGAUGAAUAUAGUUUCCACUGCCUCUGACAGCAUGCAGGAUUUUAAGACAUGUUACUUAACCUUGGCUUCACCCCGUUCAAUGGUUGUGAGCCAAGUGAUUGGCACUGCUAUGGGAUGCGUUAUUUCUCCUUGUGUCUUCUGGAUUUUCUACAAAGCUUUUUCUGAUCUCAGGAUUCCUAAAAGUGAAUAUCCUGCUCCCUUCGCUACAAUUUACUAUAAUAUGGCUAAACUAGGGGUUGAAGGCUUCUCGGCUCUGCCAAAAGUUUGCCUCAAGCUAUGUUACGGAUUUUUUGCUGCGUCCAUUCUCAUCAACUUAACCAGAGAUGCUUUGGGCAAGAAACAUUCAUGGUUUAUUCCACUUCCAAUGGCAACGGCAGUACCAUUUUUUUGGGGUUCACAGAUUGCUGUUGAUAAGUGUGUUGGAAGCCUCAUACUUUACGCAUGGCAAAGGAAAAAAAAAAAAGGCCAAUGCUGA